UCGGCACUGAGCGUGGCGCGCAUGCGUAAUAGCGGUGGACAGACCGGGAACUCGGGUCGGAGCUGCUUGAGGAGGUGGCGCGAUGCCGGACUAUUUGGGUGCAGAUCAGCGCAAAACCAAAGAGGAGGAGAAAGAGGAUAAACCGAUCCGCGCUUUGGAUGAAGGUGACAUUGCCUUGUUGAAAACUUAUGGCCAGAGUACAUACUCGAGACAAAUCAAGCAAGUUGAAGAUGACAUUCAGCAAUUACUGAAGAAAAUCAAUGAACUCACAGGCAUUAAGGAAUCAGAUACUGGGCUGGCUCCCCCUGCACUCUGGGAUUUGGCUGCAGAUAAACAAACUCUUCAAAGUGAGCAGCCGCUGCAAGUGGCAAGGUGCACUAAGAUAAUCAAUGCAGAUUCCGAGGACCCCAAGUAUAUUAUCAAUGUUAAGCAAUUUGCCAAAUUUGUGGUGGAUCUUAGUGAUCAAGUCGCGCCUACUGACAUUGAAGAAGGGAUGAGAGUUGGUGUCGACAGAAACAAAUAUCAGAUCCACAUUCCCUUACCUCCGAAGAUUGAUCCAACUGUUACUAUGAUGCAGGUGGAGGAAAAGCCUGAUGUUACUUACAGUGAUGUGGGAGGUUGCAAAGAACAGAUUGAGAAGCUAAGGGAGGUGGUGGAAACACCUUUGCUACAUCCAGAACGGUUUGUCAAUCUUGGGAUUGAGCCCCCCAAAGGGGUACUUCUCUUUGGCCCACCUGGAACAGGCAAAACCCUCUGUGCUCGAGCUGUUGCCAAUAGGACUGAUGCCUGCUUCAUCAGAGUGAUUGGUUCCGAGUUGGUUCAGAAAUACGUGGGAGAGGGUGCUCGUAUGGUUCGAGAACUCUUUGAAAUGGCCAGAACAAAAAAGGCUUGCCUGAUCUUCUUUGAUGAAAUUGAUGCUAUUGGAGGAGCUCGCUUUGAUGACGGGGCUGGAGGUGAUAAUGAAGUCCAGCGCACUAUGUUAGAAUUGAUAAACCAGCUUGAUGGCUUUGAUCCCAGAGGCAAUAUUAAAGUUCUCAUGGCAACCAACAGACCAGAUACCUUGGACCCUGCACUGAUGAGACCUGGAAGAUUGGACAGGAAGAUUGAAUUUAGUCUACCAGAUUUGGAGGGACGAACUCACAUAUUCAAGAUCCACGCUCGCUCCAUGAGUGUGGAAAGAGACAUACGAUUUGAGUUGCUGGCUCGACUGUGUCCCAACAGCACAGGUGCUGAAAUUCGGAGUGUCUGUACAGAGGCAGGUAUGUUUGCCAUCCGAGCAAGGAGAAAAAUUGCUACUGAAAAAGACUUCCUGGAAGCUGUUAACAAAGUCAUCAAGUCGUACGCUAAAUUUAGUGCUACACCUCGUUAUAUGACUUACAACUGAUCCUGUGUCUCCAAAAAAAACCCCCUCUUCCUCAUACAAAUAACCUUAUAUAAAGAGUAAUAAUUUGUUGUGCGUGUGUUAUGUAACCUAGUUGGACAACUGUAGGAAUAAAUGGAACAUUCCAAAUUA
Varanus komodoensis (Komodo dragon) is the source of this 1513-nucleotide messenger RNA. RefSeq names its product proteasome 26S subunit, ATPase 2 (gene PSMC2). Gene Ontology annotation, biological process: proteasome-mediated ubiquitin-dependent protein catabolic process. The transcript has 12 exons. The record is from RefSeq and is a predicted model, not a curated record. Bases 83 to 1384 code for a protein of 433 amino acids. NCBI's taxonomy places the organism in Eukaryota, Metazoa, Chordata, Lepidosauria, Squamata, Varanidae. Gene Ontology annotation, cellular component: proteasome regulatory particle, base subcomplex. Gene Ontology annotation, molecular function: ATP hydrolysis activity; ATP binding; proteasome-activating activity.